AUGGGGAGAGUAGCCAAGGGGAUAAGAAUGGAACACCACAUGUUGAGACUAAUGAUCAAGAACAAGCACCCCAUAUUGACCAAACAGUGGACGAUGAUGAAGUUCAAACACCACCUUCUACAAUUAAUGGAGUUGAAACAUCCCCUUUUUACAGCUAGUGAUUACUUGAAUUUGGAAGAUUUCAUUGAUGGAGUUCAAUUUCAAGCACCAACUGCUGAUGGAGUUAAAUUUCGAGCACCAACUGUUAAGUUUGAUCUUAAUGGACCUGAUGUGGAUGAGUUUGAUCUUAAUGGUUCUGAUGUUGAUGUGGAUGAGGGAAAUCAAACUGAAGACAGUGGAGGGGAUUCUCAUGAAUUAUCUAAUAAUAAAAGGAAAGCAACUGGUGCAAGUGGUACAGGUCAAAGCAGUGUAAGUGUUUCUGGUAAGAAGAGACCAAGUGGGCCUGGGAAGAGCAGUGAAAGUGGUGCAGCUAAGAAGAGACCACGUGUGGCUGUGAAAAAGGGCAAAAAAGCAAAUUGA
This is a messenger RNA of Lactuca virosa, 519 nucleotides long. The record is from the annotation of a GenBank genome assembly. Lineage: Eukaryota; Viridiplantae; Streptophyta; Magnoliopsida; Asterales; Asteraceae.